GCGCCGUGGGCGAUAGUGUUGGGUUGCAUCCUCGGACGGGGGUCUCAGUAAUCCACAGCUAUACCUGGACUACUCUGCUUCGCCUGCAAUGGAAGACCCGGCACCUCGGGUGGAGAGGCCGCCAACCAUAAAGGGGAGCAGGCGGACGCAUACCAAGUCACGACAGGGCUGCUUCGAAUGCAAACGACGAAAAGUCAAGUGUGACGAGGAAAAGCCGCACUGCAGCGGAUGUGCAAAACGCUUAAUUCCUUGCCAGUACCCCGUUGCAGGUCAAGUCUCACGCGAGAGAGACGCUCCAGCACCGGUAUUGAGGCCUGAGUGGUCUCACCACUUAAGCAUUUCGUCGCCGUACCCAGCCGGUAUCUCUCCUCGGGAUCAUGGCGCAGUCCCCUCGUCGGCAGCGUCCUCUAGAUCUUUGCCUGAUGUUAGCAAGUCCCCUGUUCUCCCCCUUCCAACCCGAGGCGUCGGGAAUUUUGGCAUGGAAGAUAUGGCACUGUGGCACCAAUUUGUUACAGCCACAGCCGCAACCGUAGCAAAGGCUGGGGAGAAAGAGCUUCCUCUCCAAGCUUUGGGCUGCGACUAUCUUAUGCACGGUAUCUUGGCAACAGCUGCUUUGCAUCUUGCAUAUCUAGAUCCGGCGCAGCAAGAUAAAUACAACUAUCUAGCAGCCCACCAUCAAGAUCUGGCCCUUGGACCCUUUCGACAAGCCAUGUCCAAUAUAACUCCGGAGAACUGCAACCAGGUCUUCGCAUUUUCAAUACUGAUGGUAGUCUUCAACUACGCAUCAUUUCGGUCCCCGGAACACCUCCUCCCGUUCUCAAAUGCUUCUUCGUAUAAGGGGCUUUCAAGCUGGGUCGUCUGUCUUCGCGGAUGCGCAUCCAUCUUCCAACAGGCCGGGUCUCAUAUCAUGUCCGGUCCUCUUAGGUUUCUGAUCGCACAAGAGGACUGGACGUCAAGUUUUACGGCACCACCCCCUCGAACUCCGCCAACUGAAGACGACGAAAGUCUGCAAUAUCUGUCGGAUAAUCUCCUCGGCUUGCCGUCUGUCAAAAGCUCUACGACUGUUGAAGCCAUGGAAGCUUAUACGGAUGCGAUAUUUCGGCUUCGCCGAUUGCUUGCGGCGUCCUCUCAGACGACCGACAUUGUGAGCAGACGUGCUAUGAGUUCAGUCUGGGCUGCGACUGUUCCUGACACCUUCGUUUGGCUCCUGAAUGAGCAGAGACCGCCGGCGCUCAUCAUCAUGGGUCAUUAUUGUUUACUACUCAAGAAAUGCGACGCAUGCUGGUAUAUGGAACAUCGCGCGUACGACUUGUUUGAGGCUGUUCGGCAGAGCCUAGCUGAGGAAUGGCUGCCGUAUCUCGAACAUCCACUGCGAGUUUUCAAAGGACGAUCUUGAGUACUCGUUGAUCAAUUUUCAGAUGGUGGAACGCCCAUCGCUGACGUCGCAUGCAUCAAAUUCAAUGCGCACAUACCGUGAGCAUUUCAGUUUCCGUUAUUCCCACGCGGCACAAGAUGAAGGAUAUUUUAUCUUUACAG
Amorphotheca resinae ATCC 22711 is the source of this 1536-nucleotide messenger RNA. RefSeq lists its product as hypothetical. Gene Ontology annotation, molecular function: zinc ion binding; DNA-binding transcription activator activity, RNA polymerase II-specific. The transcript has 3 exons. Bases 89 to 1396 code for a protein of 435 amino acids. The record is from RefSeq and is a predicted model, not a curated record. Gene Ontology annotation, biological process: regulation of transcription by RNA polymerase II. Lineage: Eukaryota; Fungi; Ascomycota; Leotiomycetes; Helotiales; Amorphothecaceae.